Lycium ferocissimum is the source of this 3785-nucleotide messenger RNA. RefSeq names its product protein PAT1 homolog 2-like. Gene Ontology annotation, cellular component: P-body. The transcript has 5 exons. The coding region runs from base 282 to 2690 and encodes 802 amino acids. Lineage: Eukaryota; Viridiplantae; Streptophyta; Magnoliopsida; Solanales; Solanaceae. The record is from RefSeq and is a predicted model, not a curated record. Gene Ontology annotation, biological process: deadenylation-dependent decapping of nuclear-transcribed mRNA; P-body assembly. Gene Ontology annotation, molecular function: RNA binding.
UCUAUCUCUUCUUCCGUGAACCAAAACGAAGUCUCCCGUCUCUUUCUUCUUCUCUUCUAUCUUAUACUACAAAUCCUAUCACUUCCUCAAAUCGUCAAACACGCAUUUUAUCAAACACCUUAUAUUCAUAUAUUCACGCUAUCUCUCUUUCUCUUUGAAAAACUCUAAAAACCUCAUUUUCAUAGCGUAAAAAGGGGUUUUUUUAUUCGAUUUUUUCUCACAUAUGGUUAGGUUUGAUAUUUUUUUUUCCAAUUUUUUGUGUAUGAUUUUGUAAAUUAAUUAUGGAUAGAUCUGAUGGUAAAAGUUCCAUGGAUUUGUCCAAUUCCUCCAGCUCUAUCUCAGAUGGUGCACUCUUCGAUGCAUCACAGUAUGCAUUUUUUGGACGAGAAACUGGAGAGGAAGUUGAAUUGGGGGGUCUAGAGGAAGAAGGAAACAGUUUUGUUCCCGUGGUGGAUGGUGGACUUGGUGAUGACGAUACACAUGAGUACCAUUUGUUUGAAAAAGAUGAGGGAUCAGCUUCUGACGUAGAUGAUCUGGCAACUAUAUUCUCAAAGUUGAACAGAAAUGUCGCAGGACCUAGGCAUCCGGGAAUUAUUGGAGAUCGCGGAUCCGGAUCUUUCUCAAGGGAAAGUUCAUCGGCAGCUGAAUGGGCAAGGGAAACUGAUUUUCCUGAUUGUUUUGAUCAGCAUUUGUCUGACACUGAAUGUUACCAGGAGAGCAAAAGAUGGUCUUCACAGACUCAUCUCUCUCCUUCACAUCUGUCAGAGUCAAAACCGUUGUAUAGAACAUCCUCAUAUCCGGAGCAACAACAACAACUUCAGCGCUUUUCAAGCGAACCCAUUUUAGUGCCAAAGUCAUCUUUCACUUCUCUCCCUCCUCCGACUGGCAGAUCUCAACAAGCCUUACCAUACAGCCUGUCACAUCAUCAAAGCAUGCCAUCUCAGUCUCCCUAUUCAACAUCCAAUCUAUCCACUUUAUCAAAUCCUAAUAUCCAUUUAGCAGGUUUGUCUCAUCGGCCCCAGUACGGUGGAAACAUACCACAGUGGUCACCUCCUGGUCUUUCUCUCGAUACCCGGCUGCAAAACCACUGGACUAGUCAUGCGAGUCUCAGUCAUGGGGAUUAUUCUAGACUCUUAAAUAGUAUAUCUCCACAUCAGUUUCCACAGAAUGGUUUAUUGUCCCCUCUGUUAAUGUCCCACCGGCAGCUGCAGCAGCAAAGAUUGCAUCAUUCAGUUCAACCAUCUUUAGCUCAUUUUUCUGCACUGCCUUCCCAGUUUAAUUCCUUUCCUUCACCUGCCCAUCUGGGUAAGCAUGCUGAUUUUAGAGAUUCAAAAUCCAAGUCAUCACAUAAAGGUAGACAGAAUGUGCGCUUCUCUAAACUAGGCUCUGAAGUCGGUAGCCAAAAAAGUGAGAAUAAUGUUCCCAAGUUCAGAUCUAAGUACAUGACUGGUGAUGAAAUAGAGAGCAUCCUGAAAAUGCAGCAUCCUGCAUCACAUGGCAAUGAUCCAUAUGCGGACGACUAUUAUCACCAAGCUCGCCUUGCAAAGAAAGCAGCUGAGUGUAGGUCAAAACAUCGUUUUUGUCCAAACAAGGAGCAACCUUCACGAUCACGUAAUAAUAGUACAGACUUACAGCCUCACCUCCAUGUUGAUGCUAAGGGGCAGAUUUCAUUUUCGUCCAUCCGCAGGCCUCGUCCUCUUCUUGAAUAUGAUCCACCAGGAUUUGUAUGUAAUGGCAGUGGUGAUCAGAAGAUGUCUGAGAAACCUUUGGAGCAGGAACCAAUGCUUGCUGCUAGAAUUACAAUAGAGGAUGGUUUCUAUCUUCUCCUUGAGGUUGAUGACAUUGAUAGGCUACUUCAGUUUAGUCAGCCGCAAGAUGGUGGUGUCCAGCUGAGGCGGAAGAGACAGGUUCUGUUGGAAGGCAUGGCUGCCUCACUUCAGCUUGUUGACCCGCUUGCAAAAAGUGGCGGUCCAGUUGGGCUGACCCCUAAAGAUGACAUUGUGUUCUUAUGGUUGGUGUCUCUUCCAAAAGGCCGGAAACUCAUUUCAAGGUAUCUUCAGCUUCUUGUACCUGGUGGCGAGCUUGCAAGAAUAGUUUGCAUGGCAAUUUUUCGCCAUUUAAGGUUUUUAUUUGGUGGCCUUCCACCUGAUCCAGAAGCCGGUGAGACGAUCACUAGUCUUGCAAAAACAGUCUCUGCAUGUACAAGUGGCAUGGACCUUAAUUUGCUUAGUGCUUGUUUAGCUGCCGUUGUUUGUUCCUCAGAGCAGCCACCUCUUCGUCCUCUUGGAAGCCCUGCUGGAGAUGGAGCCUCUGUUAUUCUUAAAUCUGUACUUGAAAGGGCAACUUGUCUCUUAACAGAUCCUCAGGCUGUUACCAGCUUCAGCAUGCCUAAUCCUGCCCUUUGGCAGGCAUCUUUUGAUGCCUUUUUUGGUUUACUCACCAAGUAUUGUCUGAGUAAAUAUGACUCCAUAAUGCAAUCAAAGUCAAACACAGAAAUGAUUGGUUCAGAAGCUGCAAGAGCUGUAAGCAGAGAAAUGCCAGUCGAACUUUUACGUGCUAGUCUCCCGCACACAAAUGAGCACCAAAGGAAGCUGUUGAUGAAUUUUGCUCAGAGGUCCAUGCCUGUAACUGGAUACAACGCUCAUGGUGAAAGCAGUGGACAGAUAAAUCCUGAAUCUGUAAGCUGUUAGUGGAAACGGUAAGAUGGUCAUAAUUGCAAAUAAUUAUCAUGAUCACCAAUGUCGAAGGCUAGAAGCAAGGGUAUGUUGGGCGUCGUUUUAAUGCCUAAAUCUCCUCUUCCUCUUCCAACUUGUCCUCUUUUUUUUUUUUCUUUUUAAAUAUGAUGUGUGUUUCCAUCUUUUUCCUUUCCUACCUUCUUUUUCCAUGUUUUUGUUCGUACCUCUUUUCAACUUUUCUUCAUCUUUUUUGAAGUAAAAGUUUGGUUCUUUCCCUUUUUCCUUUCUCUUUUGUGACAAGUCUCAUCUUACGUAACUGUGUAUAAUGUCAGAAAGUGACAGGGUUAUUGGUCACUCCUAGUGUUUCUCGUCCAAAGAGCUUAUUUUUUAAUGCUCUUUCUGUAAACUUGGAUUAAAGCUGGAAAAGAUAGGAUGUACAGGCCAUUUAUGGAGAGUUUAGGGAGCACUUCGACUUGGCUAUCUCCCCUUUCUUUUUCGGGGAAGAAGGUGUUCACCCGAAGUGACGUUGCUGGCUCAUAGGACAUAAUGGUUCAACUCUGCAGGUUUGGUAGGAUACAUUUGCUAGACUUGAAACUUACAUGGAUGAAAACUGUAAUAUUAAUAUUACAUGCUCUUAUGCAUUGACUAUUGUUUUACUGAAUAACAUUUCCCCAUAUUGUUUACAAAGUUGUUUGAAAUAUGCCGUCCCCUGUUAGUGGUUCAGGUAUGCCAACGACAUUAUAGUUUUUACCAGUGUUGGCAGGUGCCCUAUGUCUUCAGUUUGUCGCAGUACGAGACGGGCUGUUGAUUCUGUGUUAUAGUCACUUUGUCACUGUAUGCGACUGAAUGUCAAUAUCAGUGCUAGUGCUAGUUCAGUGGCAAGGCUGCGAUAGGGCACGUUUCGUUUGAUGCAAGUGCUGAAUUUUUUCCCAGCCAAUUAGAGUUGAUAACUUAUGUAUGUUAGAGCAUAGUUUCUGUAGUUUUGCUUCUUUGUACUUCAUAUCUAUUCGAUGGUACACAGCGUGUGAAAGACAGGGCCUUUUUCUUUGUAUAUCAGAACUAUAUAGAUUAGCAACAAUGUAUGAUGGCUGAAGAGUACUUUGACUAAAA